Aureobasidium melanogenum CBS 110374 is the source of this 1962-nucleotide messenger RNA. RefSeq lists its product as uncharacterized. Gene Ontology annotation, biological process: regulation of DNA-templated transcription. Gene Ontology annotation, molecular function: DNA-binding transcription factor activity, RNA polymerase II-specific; zinc ion binding. Bases 1 to 1962 code for a protein of 653 amino acids. The transcript is spliced from 3 exons. The record is from RefSeq and is a predicted model, not a curated record. NCBI's taxonomy places the organism in Eukaryota, Fungi, Ascomycota, Dothideomycetes, Dothideales, Saccotheciaceae.
AUGCCGAAAGAAAGAACCACAUGCACCGAAUGCUCUAUUCGAAGGCAAAAGUGCGAUCGCCAAACGCCAUGUGGGCGAUGUAUCAGGCGAGGCGUAGCUGAUCGUUGUACCCGAAUAUGGUCUAGCAGAGAGGAGGCUAGAUCACACCGUGUCUCUCUGGGCCGACACGCGCGACAGAAUACUUCAGCUGGAAUUGAGACCCCGGAGCCAAGCCAGAUGGGAAGGGCCAACGAGAAUUCAGGGCUGUCCUCAUUCGAUCAUGUGGUCUCGCCAACAAAUGUGUCAACUAGGCUCAGUGUGAGCAUUACUCCCGAUGAGCCGAUACCCGAGUAUGGCUCAACAUCCAUCCCGACUCAGCAGGAUGGACACAGUAGCGGGGAGGAUGAUGAUCUUCGCGCAACCUCACUAGCUUUACUGGAAUUGCAUCUACCCAGUAUUUCUCAGAUUUGGUCUCUGGUUGAUUACCACGAGAAGUUCUUGCUGUGGUAUCAUGGCUGCUAUCAUGGACCCACUUUCCGACAUGAGUUGGAAGAGAGUCUAGAAACUCAUGACGACGCACUUCCAUUGGCUGUUCUUGACCUUCAAUGGGUUGCCCUGCUUUUUUCCAUCAUGGCUGGAAGUAUGGCGUGUGCAACUAGGAAUCUGAUCGAGUCAUGGGGGUUUCGAGACGAUGAGGUCAGGAGAUUGUCUAGGCAGUGGUACAAAGCCACUUCAACAUGUCUAAAUCUUGCUGAGUAUACUUGCAACCAUCACAUUUAUGCAGUGCAUGCUAUCACUACCUUAACCAUGUCGGCUCAUACUUUAGGUUUCUCUGAGGAUAUUUUGGUUAUGCUGGGAUCUGCUUUGCGGAUUGCGCAGAGCUUGGGCUUGAACAGACUCCCGUUAGUCAAGAGAUUGGAGAACAUAACGGAAAGUUCUCCUCCAUCGCAACGUGUACAAGUCCUUGAGCGGGAAAUAGGUCGGCGACUAUGGUCACACUUGUGUAUACAGGACUGGUUCUCGCUACCCUUUACUGGAUGCCAGAGUAUCGGCCUGCUAGACUUCACUUCCACGAAACCCUCAAACAGGGAUCACAUUACCAUGGAGCCGCUCCCAGAGGCUACUCCAACAUAUAUCAGCUACGGAAACUACGUCAAUGAUAUUGCAAGGCUGGUCGCAGAACACCACUCUGCCAAAGCUCAAACCAGUACAGCAUUUCUUUUGUACGAGAAGGUGCUUCAGUAUGAUGCGAAGAUGAGGAAUCUGGCACGAAACGAGAUGCCUGCUUAUUUCAGCGUCACUACACCAAUAGAGGAGUCAUGGGCCUGCUUCAUUCCAUGGGCAAGAAGAAGUCUGACCAUCUGUUUUGCACACAAGAUGAUCAUGAUCCAUCGCGAUUUCAUCCGGAGAAGUUUCAUCAAUCCUGCCUUCCAGAUGACUCGAAAUACAUGUAUCGCAGCUUCGAAGACUAUACUGCGAGAAGCUCAACAAAAGCAGCAAGAGGAUGAACCAGUGAUAUGGAUUGAUCAGGCCUUCUGUAUAGUCGCAGGAAUAAUACUAUGCCUCGACAUCAUCCAUCAGCAUACCGAUCAUCCUGAGUAUACAACUCACACCAACAUGGUCAAUGAGUGUAUUGCAAUGCUCCAAAGAUACGGAACAAGUAUGAUCGCGCGCCGUGGCGUAUGUAUACUAUCCACGUUGCUGUCAGAAAGGAAGAAGCUUGUCCAACCUUGGUCCGCAAAUCGCAAAAGAGCGGCUCCUCGCGAUGAUACCGCUACUCGGGCUUCUAAGCGUAGCAAGAUAGAUCUUACUUCGGUACGCGAUGCACUCGCUCUCUAUGGUAACCAAGACCACGAAGAUGGGCAUGAUUUCGAGGAAGACCCGAUGACUUUUGUGCAAAAGCGGAUUGCGGAGCUUCUUCCUCCACAAGCGGGCUUCUCAAAUAGCUUUCUGUUCGGUGAGCUUCUGGAUUUUUCAGAAUGA